UGACCUUUGCUUGUUUAAGAUCAUAAUUAAGGUAAUAUUCAUGGGAGAUUCAAUCAUGUAUUCGUUUCUGGCGUUCGUAAUUCUCCUUGGUAUUGCGGGUGUCCACAGCCAGGCACAACCAAAGUCAUGCGCGGACCUGUACCGGACCAACAUCCUCCGCAAGAACGGGGUUUUCAUGGUGUACAACAAUCAGGGCCAGCAGUUCCGCGUAUAUUGUGACUUCCGGCACGGGUACGGAUACACGUUCAUAUCACCUGACACGCGUGUGCACGUGGACAUGGACAACUUCGUUACUAACAAAUCACACGUGUUGAUCAUGGACCACCGGAAAGACGGCACCCAGUACUUGGCGGCGAUUUCACAAAUAUCUCAAUACCAGAACAUCCCUUUGUCCAUUCAGUGGAAUAGCUAUACCGGAUACACCUCUAUGCAGAACCCGACUAUGGGGCCGUACAUCUACGUCGGACUCAUCCCGAAAGCAAACACUCACCGCGGCGGCACAGAGGGAUACAACGAGGACGGGCGUGAUCUUACUUUCGUUAACUGUGAUGGGAACACCAACAGCUACUUCGUUUUCCUACUUAACGGAAACAACGCCGCUCCCUCCCCGUAUCACCCAACCUACUCAAGCCUGCAGAAACAGUGGAUCACUUCCGCCCGCGCCGUCCCUCCAAGUCAGUACCUACCAACGAGCUAUUUUAGUUUCUUCGAGAUGCACUUUGGCGGAUGUGGCGCCUACGGCACGCCCCAGCACCUGCCGCUCGUCGAUGGAGCCGCCGUCGGUCUACGCUAUGACAUAUCCUGCCCGACUCCUGUUGACGUUCAACACGCUACCAAAUCGAUGACGUCGACGUCAGUAGGAGGGACGGUGACGUAUACUUGUGACCUCGGCUACACGCGCCAGAUUGGUGAUCUGACGCAGACGUGUGCAGAUACCGGCAGAUGGACAGGGCUCACCCCUACUUGUGCUAGUUUCCCGUGCUCGAGUCAUCCAUGCAAGAAUGGUGGGCUAUGUUUCGAGGUGGAAGGGACUUCUUACGUGUGUGAGUGUGCUGAGGGGUUCGAAGGGACUAUGUGUGAACGCCAGGUGCAGCUCUAAGAUAAUUGGGAAGAUUUUAUCCUGCAAUAAAACUCUUUCGAAUAUGU
Messenger RNA from Mya arenaria, 1146 nucleotides. RefSeq lists its product as uncharacterized. NCBI's taxonomy places the organism in Eukaryota, Metazoa, Mollusca, Bivalvia, Myida, Myidae. Bases 41 to 1099 code for a protein of 352 amino acids. The record is from RefSeq and is a predicted model, not a curated record. The transcript has 5 exons.